GAAAAGAAGAGUCACUUUUACAUUUAAUAGCAUACUCAGAUUCUGAUUGGUGUGGUGACAGGGUGGAUAGAAGAAGUACUAUGGGUUUUGUAUUCUUUCUAGGGAAUACACCCAUAUCUUGGUGUUCGACCAAACAAGAUGUAGUAGCCUUAUCCACCUGCGAGGCUGAGUACAUAGCAGCUUGUUAUGCUGCAUGUCAAGGGUUGUGGUUGCUGCAUUUAUUUGAGGAACUGAACCUGAAGAUUACUACUUCAGUUCAAUUGUAUGUUGAUAACAAAUCUGCUAUUGACCUUGCCAGAAAUCCUGUAUUUCAUGGUCGUAGUAAACACAUAGAAACCAGAUUUCAUUUCUUGAGAAGCCAAGUGAAGAAAGGAACCAUUGUUCUGAGUCAUUGCAGUGCAAAUUUACAGAUUGCAGAUGGGAUGACCAAAGCUUUGAAGACUGCAGAUUUCAGAAAGUUUAGAGAUAUAUUGCAAUUGAUUAGUAUUUGAUGUAUUUCAGUUGUUUUACUACUUUGCUAUUAAGGGGGGAUGUUGAGAGUAUAAAAGUCAAAGUAGUCAAUAAGUGCUGUAUUGUACAACUUCUAUAAAUAAGAGUUGAGAGACUGAAUAUUUUAGUUCAGUCAUUUUUCCCCUUCCAAAAUAUCUGGGAUAUACUUUCCGUUUCUAUUUUCAACUGUUCUAACAUUGUCUUUAUUUAUUCAUAUUUUACAGGCAAGAUGUGGAUAAUUCUUUGGGAACACAGCUUUUGUAGUUUUGUGCGUGUAACCAUUGAUCCAAGACUCCAAGUGUGUUUACUUUCUACGGAAAGUAAAGAAGCUUUGUAUAGAGAAUUCAAACGUGCUCUAAAUGGCGAAGGAUGACCAACCUUUGUUAGUAAUAUAUACGGUUCGUGAAUAAUACAAUAAUACGUACGUUCGUGUAUAAUACGAUACAAUUAUAUAAAAUAC
Molecule: messenger RNA, 949 nt
Organism: Cuscuta epithymum
Lineage: Eukaryota; Viridiplantae; Streptophyta; Magnoliopsida; Solanales; Convolvulaceae
Source: the annotation of a GenBank genome assembly